This is a messenger RNA of Vitis vinifera (wine grape), 1366 nucleotides long. RefSeq names its product Golgi SNAP receptor complex member 1-1. The transcript has 6 exons. Gene Ontology annotation, cellular component: cis-Golgi network; SNARE complex; Golgi membrane. NCBI's taxonomy places the organism in Eukaryota, Viridiplantae, Streptophyta, Magnoliopsida, Vitales, Vitaceae. The coding region runs from base 238 to 900 and encodes 220 amino acids. The record is from RefSeq and is a predicted model, not a curated record. Gene Ontology annotation, molecular function: SNAP receptor activity. Gene Ontology annotation, biological process: vesicle fusion; endoplasmic reticulum to Golgi vesicle-mediated transport.
CUUCGUUUGCAAGCCCAGCCCCUCCCGCACCAACCCCGGAAUUUCCCAAACUGCCAUCGCCAGGCAUAUCUUGGCUGCUUCCACACCCUCCCGCCAGUGAUUGCACAAUCACGCUCUGGCAACAGCCGUGGAAGAAGCAAAUGCACCGCGUAGCGAAAUUAAUUCUAUCUCCUUGAUAAACAACUCUCCGAUUUGGACCCUCUGAAUCUGGGAUUCGGAGAAAAACAGGCCGCCCUCAUGGAUCCGCCUAGCUCAUGGGACGCCCUCCGGAAGCAGGCUAGAAAACUCGAAGCACAGUUGGAUGAACAAAUGCAUUUAUAUCGCAAACUUGUUUCUAUGAAAGUUGACGGUGAUAAAGAGAAAGAGAUUGAUUCUGGAAUAGAUCAACUACUCAAACAGCUUCAGCAAGUAAAUUCACAUAUGCAAGCUUGGGUAUCAUCUGGUGGGUCAGAAAUAUUUUCUCAUACAUUAACUCGCCAUCAAGAAAUCCUUCAAGAUCUUACUCAGGAGUUUUAUAGGCUUCGCUCUAGCUUUAGAGCUAAGAAGGAGCAUGCGUCAUUGCUUGAGGAUUUCAGAGAGUUUGACAGGAGUAGGCUAGACUUGGAAGAAGGUGGUGGCUCUGAGCAGGCUUUACUUAAGGAACAUGCAUCUAUCAGCAGAAGUACAGGACAGAUGGAUACUGUAAUUUCUCAAGCACAAGCAACACUUGGGGCGCUUGUCUUUCAACGCUCAACCUUUGGGGGCAUUAAUUCAAAGCUUAGCAAUGUCAGCAGCCGCCUCCCAACGGUGAAUAACAUCCUCUCGGCUAUAAAGAGGAAAAAGUCUCUGGAUACUAUCAUCCUUUCCCUUGUUGCUUCUGUCUGCACAUUUCUCAUUCUGAUCUAUUGGUUGACCAAAUAAGAAGCCUGUUUCAAUGCCUGAGGACAAGAAAAUAAAACUUAGAGAAGUAAAUGAAAACUCUUGCCCACAGCUCGUCCUCUAAAAAAGUGAGAAGAAAAACUUCAACAGGAAUAUUUCUGUUUCAACCUUGACGGUAAUGCUUGUUCUCAUUGGGAAUUACUCAAUUACUUGGUUGGAGUGAUAAAACCAAAAAAAUGUCUCAAAUUGGGGGGCAAAGUGGCUUUGGAUGCAAGUAUAGCAGAUGAAUUAACUACUUUUAUUUGAAGCAAGUAUAGCAGCCUUGUUUUGUGAUGUACACAACAUAUGAUAUUCAGCCAUGGUGGUUCUUGGAAGCAUCCCCGAUAGCCAUAAGCUCUUCAAAAAGAUGUGAUGUCUGCAUCAUAUAGAACUUUUGCCAAUGUAUGAUUGAGAGAUCAUUUUGUUAUGACUUUGAUAUCAAUCAAAAUUAUCGGAUCUUGUCUGUUAA